This is a messenger RNA of Lithohypha guttulata, 1875 nucleotides long. It is a transcript of the gene TIM50, whose product is annotated as mitochondrial inner membrane protein required for protein import. NCBI's taxonomy places the organism in Eukaryota, Fungi, Ascomycota, Eurotiomycetes, Chaetothyriales, Trichomeriaceae. The record is from RefSeq and is a predicted model, not a curated record. Gene Ontology annotation, biological process: protein import into mitochondrial matrix. Bases 1 to 1875 code for a protein of 624 amino acids. The transcript has 2 exons. Gene Ontology annotation, cellular component: TIM23 mitochondrial import inner membrane translocase complex.
AUGACGGAACGAGCAGUCGAGGAAAUGUUUGUCGUGUUUGCCUUGGUCUCUGGAAAGCCUCCUGCAACAUUUUUUGGAGACUGGUGGUGCUCAGGUCACGCUCGCGACAGCACUAUCAUCUGGAGCGGCAGCAUCAUCUGUUCUUGCUCUUACUUAUCACUGAUCAUGCUAAGACGUGCUGUCCUUCCUCUCGUGAGGCCCCAUUCACUCAAAUCAGCAUCACGCCUGACGAUAGCGCAAUGUCAAACACGGGGCAUACGCUCUGAUAGAGCUCGCCUGCAUCAGCCAGGAGACUUCAAAUUACCGUCGCAAUCACAAUACAGCCAGAAACAAUACCCACCACAACGGCCGGUGCCGAGACAGGCUGCAGAAGAUAUUCAGACAAACUCGCCCGUCCACGACUCAUCGGUCAGGCAUACUGCUCAGCCAACACCUCCACCACAGCCUCAAGAGCCUAGAACACAGACACAUCGCAACACAGAAUCAGUCGCGCGAGAGCAGUCAACCGAGCCGUUACCGUCAGAGCCACUUCCAGACCUGCGGCAGGGUAUCCCAUCAGACUACGACCCCGAUGCGAAACCAAACACGCCCUUACCUGACCUGACCCAGGGUAUCCCAUCCACAAUAGACGCAGAACUUUCGAGGUCGCAAAGGCAAGGCCAAUCGUCGACAGACUCCCUCAACAUUACUGCAGAUGGGUCCAACCCUCAAUCUACAGAUCCUAGUCAAAGAGGCGGCGACGGCCUCCCCCGAAGCUCCUAUGUUUCUUCUAGCGAUCGAAGACGUUCAGCCUUGACGAAGUACUUCUAUGCUUUCCUGGCUUCGAGCGCUGUAAUAUACGCCUUAUACAUGGGCCGAGAUUGGUCAGAAGAGGAGGCAGAGCAACACAAAGAUGUCGCCAAUGGCUAUACUCCAGGUCUCAUGUAUGCUCGUGCCAUGGCAAGAUGGGGUUCAACUAUGAGCUACUACAAAGAUCCUGUGACCAAGAAACUCCUCCCCGACGCUCAAGUCAUGGACCCCAACAUGCCUCCCUAUACCCUUGUACUGGGUCUCGAAGAUGUGCUUGUCCACUCAGAGUGGAGUCGUGAACACGGCUGGCGCAUUGCGAAAAGGCCUGGCCUGGAUUACUUCGUCAAGUAUCUGAGCCCAUAUUACGAGCUAGUUAUCUUCAGUGCUCAGCCCUCCUUCACUGUCGACCAGAUUCAUCGAAAGAUCGAUCCCUACCAGAUGGUGUACCCUUUGUUCCGAGAAAUGACCGUUUAUGAAGAUGGCGGUUAUGUCAAAGAUCUGUCCUACCUGAAUCGAGAUCUGAGCAAGGUCAUUGUCGUUGACUCAGACCCUCACCAUGUUAAGAAACAGCCGGAGAACGCCAUUGUCCUUCCUAAGUGGAAUGGCGACCCCAACGACACUACCCUCAUCGACCUCAUUCCCUUCCUAGAAAAUGUCGCCGCACUAGAGUACAAAGAUACCAGAGAAGUGAUCAAGUCCUUUGAUGGCAAAUACAUCCCUGUCGAGUUUGAUCGUCGUCAGAAGUUGCUUCGUGAGAAAUGGGAAGCACAGCAAGCGGAGAAGAGAAAACACAGGAAGGCUGGAGGGUUUGGCCUUGGCUCAAUCUUUGGUGGCAAGCCAAGAAACGCAACUGGCAUGCAGAGCAUACACGACGCAGAAGCUGAGGGCAAGCACUAUACCGACAUAAUCAGAGAAAGAGGACAGGAAAUGUAUUUACGACUGUCACAACAUCUUGAAAAGGAAGGACCAAAGAUUCUUGCUGAGCGAGAAGCAGCGGAGAAGAAGAUGCAAGAAGAGAUGAUGCAGAACAUGAAGUCUGGCAUGUUUGGCUGGUUCGGCAGCUCCCAGCCCAGCGACAAGAAAUGA